CCAUUCUUCUCUCUAUUUCAGUAGUUCUUUCCUUUUCCUUUCCUUCUUCAGUGUCCUCAGCAAUGGCGAAAGCAAUGCUCCUGUUGCCGCCAUUGCUAUUCGUUGCUGUUCUUACCUUCAGUGAAGGGGUUAGUUUUAAGACGGUCCUCAGGCUGCAACAGUUUCACUGGGAAGAGAAAUGGGAUGUCUCAAGAUGUCUUUCUCCGAAAUCAAGAAGGGAGAAUGGGGCAGCUAUAUUGGAAAUUAAGCACAGAGACAACUGCCAGGGAGAGCCUGUAGACUGGAACAAGAAGUUGCAAGAACGCUUAAUUCUGGACGAUCAGCGUGUUCGGUCAUUUCAAUCCCGGGUGAAGAACAUGGUUUCCGGGAACAUAAAAGCAGUUUCCAACACUGAGAUCCCUUUAACUUCCGGAGUGGACCUCGGUAUUCUGAACUAUAUUGUUUCAGUGGAGCUAGGGGGUCAAAAGAUGACAGUGAUCGUUGAUACUGGAAGCGACUUGACAUGGGUUCAAUGCCAGCCAUGCAAAAUGUGUUACAACCAGAGAGAUCCUCUCUUCAACCCUGCAACAUCAUCUUCGUAUCAGACUGUCUUGUGCAAUUCAUCGACUUGUCAGGAUUUCCAGGUUGUUAUGGGGAACAGAGGAGCAUGCGGCAGCACCCCAACAUGUGACUAUGUUGUCAGCUAUGGGGAUGGAUCCUACACUCGCGGCGAGCUUGGCCGGGGACAUCUCAACCUUGGCAAUGGCUCCCAGGUAGGUGUGGACAAUUUUGUAUUCGGCUGCGGCAGGAACGAUAGGGGUCUCUUUGGUGGAGCUUCAGGUCUUAUGGGUCUUGGAAGGAGUUCCAUCUCUUUGGUUUCUCAAACUGCUGCAUUAUUUGGAGGUUUCUUUUCCUAUUGUCUGCCUGCAACAGACAAUGGGGCUUCAGGUUCAUUGAUUUUGGGUAGAAACUCCUCUGUUUACAAGACUUCAACUCCAAUUACUUACACCAGAAUGAUCCCAAAUCCACAGCUUUCCACAUUCUAUUUCCUCAACCUUACCAGCAUAACUGUCGGUGGGGUGGCUCUCCAAACUCCAAGCUUUGGAAAUGCUGCGAUGCUAAUAGAUUCUGGAACAGUAAUUACAAGGCUGCCGCCAACAAUCUACAAGGCGUUCAAGGCAGAAUUUCUGAAACAAUUUUCUGAGUAUCCUACUGCUCCAAGUUUCUCAAUCUUGGAUACUUGCUUUAACCUCAGUACAUACCAAGAAGUGGACAUUCCUACAAUUAAACUGCAAUUUGAAGGUAAAGCUGAGAUGACCGUGGAUGUGAAUGGAAUCCUUUACUUUGUAAAGACUGACGCUUCCCAGGUUUGUUUGGCUCUAUCAAGUCUUUCGUAUGAGGAUGAGGUUGGGAUCGUUGGCAAUUAUCAGCAAAGAAACCAAAGGGUCAUAUACGACACUAAGAAGUCUAAGUUGGGGUUUGCCCCUGAAAGUUGCAGUUUCACAUAAGCAAGGGGAACUGUAAGGCUUUUCAGGAUAUAUACCACUUCAAAGCGAAGUCAAAUUAUCUAUUGGCAAUGAUAUCUACAGCUAGUAGUUUUCCUCUAUUCAUAUCAUAAUAACUACCGAUAACUGCACUCUGGCAGAGGUGUGCUUAA
Messenger RNA from Rubroshorea leprosula, 1636 nucleotides. NCBI's taxonomy places the organism in Eukaryota, Viridiplantae, Streptophyta, Magnoliopsida, Malvales, Dipterocarpaceae. The record is from the annotation of a GenBank genome assembly.